Messenger RNA from Patella vulgata (common limpet), 4239 nucleotides. RefSeq names its product spermatogenesis-associated protein 20. Gene Ontology annotation, biological process: carbohydrate metabolic process. NCBI's taxonomy places the organism in Eukaryota, Metazoa, Mollusca, Gastropoda, Patellidae. The record is from RefSeq and is a predicted model, not a curated record. The transcript has 14 exons. The coding region runs from base 89 to 2515 and encodes 808 amino acids.
AUUAUGUCAACAGUAUUUGAGAUCAGAUGGGUGACUUUCAUGAAAAUCUGUAGACCGAUUAUUUAAACAUACUGCCCGAUUCUUCCUAAUGUUUCAUUUCCUUUCCAAGCAUAAUUUAGAUAUAGUUUCAUUGGGAAGAAAAUAUUGUCAAAAAGGAAUUUUGCAAAAAUUCAAUGAACAACCAUUAUCAUGUAAAUUUUAUGAGAAUAAUUUUAGAAGAUCAUUUGACUUAUUACAGUGUCGAAGUGUCUCGUUUUAUCCUCUGAAAAAACAAAGUUUACAUAAUAGAUUUACCAGUUUACAGAAUUGUGAUUUUUCAAGAAUGGCAUCUUGUGGAUUCAAGAAUAGAUUGAGUGAAGAAAAAUCCCCAUAUCUGCUUCAACAUGCCCACAAUCCAGUUGAUUGGUAUCCUUGGGGAGAAGAAGCGUUUCAGAAAGCUCGCGAUGAAAAUAAAAUGAUCUUUCUAUCCGUGGGGUACUCCUCUUGUCAUUGGUGUCAUGUGAUGGAGAGAGAAUCGUUCGAAAACGAGGACAUCGGACAGGUUCUCAAUGAAAAUUUUGUCAGUAUUAAAGUAGAUUCGGAGGAGAGACCUGAUGUAGACCGGGUUUACAUGACUUUUGUUCAGGCUACGACAGGAGGAGGUGGGUGGCCGAUGAGUGUUUGGUUGGCGCCAGACCUGACGCCGAUAAUUGGUGGAACGUAUUUCCCCCCAGACGAUAGAUAUUAUAACAGACCAGGAUUUAAAACUAUUUUAUUAAAUAUAGUAGAACAGUGGAAUAGUAACCAAAGUGAACUACAAGAAAAAGGCGCUAGAAUAUUGACAGCUUUACAAAAGAGGACAAAAUUUGAACAUCAAGGCCAACCCAUCCCUGAUAAAGAAACCUAUGAAAGAUGUUUUGAAUCUCUGGAAGCUGUGUAUGACAGGGAAUUUGGGGGAUUUGGCAAAGCUCCAAAGUUUCCUCAAUCCUCUAACUUUGAUUUUGUGCUAAGAUAUUUUGCUAUGAACAAAGACAAUGAAAAUGGUCGCCAAGCUCUGGAUAUGACAGUAAAUACGUUAAAAAUGAUGGCUAAAGGAGGAAUACACGACCAUAUAGCUCAGGGUUUUCACCGUUAUUCAACGGAUGAUAUGUGGCAUGUUCCUCAUUUUGAGAAGAUGUUGUAUGAUCAAGGACAGUUAGUUGUUUCAUAUUUGGAGGCCUUUCAGAUCACGAGGAAUAAAAUAUUUGAAGACACAGCUCGUGAUAUUUUAGAAUAUGUUUCUAGAGAUCUUAGUCACCCUGAUGGUGGAUUUUACAGUGCUGAAGAUGCUGAUUCGUAUCCUACCCAUGAUGCAAACGAGAAAAAAGAAGGCGCAUUUUGUGUUUGGACUAAAGAAGAAUUAACGUCACUUCUAACAGAGAAAGUGGUGGGAAAAGACCACACAACUUUUGCCGAUAUUUUUUGUUGGCAUUAUCAUGUGAUGGAAGACGGCAAUGUGGAUCCAUAUCAGGAUCCACAUGAUGAAUUAAAGGGAAAGAAUGUUUUGGUUGUCAAGGGCAACAUACAGCAGACGGCAGCACACCAGGCAGUAGAUAUAGACAUAGUAGAAGACGUUUUAGAAAAGUGUCGGAAAAUUUUAUUUGAAGAAAGAUUAAAAAGACCCAAGCCUCAUCUUGAUAAUAAAAUGGUGGCUGCAUGGAAUGGUUUAAUGAUCUCUGGUUAUUCUAAAGCUGGUCAGAUACUCGGAGAUAAUCUCUACACUGAACGAGCCGUCAAGGCAGCCGAGUUUCUUUAUACCCACAUGUUUCUACAAGAUUGGGGGAUUUUAUUACGCAGUUCGUAUACAACUGAAGAUCAAAAUAUCUCUCAAAUUGAGAGUACAAUAGAAGGAUUUGCGGAUGAUUAUGCAUUUGUUAUACGUGGUUUGUUAGAUCUUUAUGAGGCGUGUCAUGACCAAAAAUGGUUGGAAUGGGCGGAGCUACUACAAGAGAAACAGAAUGAGUUGUUCUGGGAUAAAGAAGGCGGAGCUUAUUUCAGUAGCUGUGAUGACGAUCCAUUCAUUGUUAUCAGAAUGAAAGAAGAUCAAGAUGGGGCUGAACCAAGUGCUAACUCAGUUUCUGCUAUGAAUUUACUCCGCCUGUCAGCCAUGUUGGAUCGUAGUGAAUGGUUGGCCAUGGCAACCAAGAUAUUCUGUGUAUUUCAUGGUAGAUUAACAGAAGUUCCACGAGCUGUACCAGAAUUAAUUUGUGCUUUAAUGGUUUUCCACUCAACAACUAAACAGAUUAUUGUUGCUGGAAAUCCUGAAGCAGACGACACAGCGGCCAUGUUGAAGUCUAUUCACUCCAAGUUCCUCUUGAACAAAGUUCUACUUUUAGCCGACAGCAAUGAAAAUAGUUUCCUCUAUCGAAAAUUACCCCAAUUAAAAAAUCUUAAAAUGAUCGAUGGGAAAGCUACAGUUUAUGUUUGUGAAAAUUUCACUUGUUCUUUGCCUACAAACUCCACAGAAGAUUUGAUAAAGCAACUCAGUGACAUUUAAUAAAGAUCAAUCUGAUCUAUGUUUCGAUUCGUUUUUUUAAAACUUUCGACAUCUUUAAUAGAAGGCUUGAUCUCGCUUUAACUACGUACAUCUUAUCAAGGCCUUCACGUAAUACCCUGCAUAUUGCGCCACUAAUUUUGAUUGGGUACAAGCCCAUAUUGUGAGCCUAUCAGAUUCAUCAAUCGUCACGAAUACCAAGUCUCGCGCUUUCAAGCUAAAAUGUCUACCUGUGAUAAUCGAGUUGCAAAGUUCAAAGUUCAUUCAAUGCCAAGGUUUCCGUGGAGGUCGCGAUGUCACAACCUCUGAUUGGAUGCUACUGCUCACGUGUCUGUAGAUAACAUAGCUAUAAGUUUGGAAAUUGUGAAGUAAACAAGUAACGGCCAGAUGUUGUGAAACUCGCAGUCGUUGCUUCAGGAACAUGUACUGGAAAGUCGCAUCAGAGGUCGUACGAGUGGCUUUUGACCCAAUGAUUUCAGACAUUUGAUUAACCAAUCAGUGUUGAUGUUUCUAGUGGGUUACCCACAGUUCCGUGCACCUUGCGCCAAAAGCUUGUCGUUUCAUUAGCUAAUACCUCACAUCAUCCAGAACAUGUGUUAUAUAACAACUCUACCAGAUCCUAGUGUAAAACAAAAUUUUGAACUAUAAAAAACGAAACGAAAUAGGAUCUGUGUUUUAAUCAGAUAGAUAGAGUUGAUACUUAUGGAAUCUACAAUUAAGAUUUUUUAAAUCCAAAGGAAACCUUCAAAUCCCAGCUCAAAACAUUUCUGUUUGGAAAUCCCUUGUUAAGGAAAUAAUUAGUGGUAACUCAGGUACCAGGGCCCUGUUUCUCGAAAUCUUAACUAAAGAUAAAAUCCAAUUUUAGUAGAUACUUCAAUUUUGAUUGGCUAAGCACUAAAACUGGAUUUUAUCUUAGUUAAAAUUUCGUGAAACAGGCCCCAGCAGUACAUUAGGAACUUCAGAAUUAUGUGCUUUAUAAUAUUUGUCAUUAAAUCAUAUAAGUGGUCAAUAUUCUAAACUAAUGUUUAGUAUGUAUAAAAAGUGGUUAGAAAUUAUACAGUUGUCAUUAAUUAGCAGCUGUGUAAUUAGCUCUAAAAGAUGUUACUACUGGUGUAAAAGCGUGACUAUUUAUAACACCCAUCACUAUUGAAUACACAAACCUGGACAUUAGUGGUGUAUAUCAUUCAAUAGUCACAGUUUUAAUACCUUAGAUUGACAAACCACGACUCCUGCCAGAUUACUAACAAUUUUAACUAACUAAUACACAUUAUGUAUAUAAACUGACGACUUUGAUCUAUUAGUGUCAUAUAUUUUCAUUUAUAACAGUUAGUGGUUUCGAUUCCCCGGUUGUAUGUGACAAGGAGUAGGGUCGCCUGUCCAACCUCGUGGGUUUUCACCGCUUCCUCCAGUUUCCUCCCACUGUUAUUUGUUGUUUAGUCACAGUGUUAUGUGUCUGGUAUAUCUCUAGUUCUUUUGGGUAUGCAGGGUUGGGUGGCCGAUUGGUUAACAAGUGUGCAUUGGACAGGCGACCCUACUCCUUGUCACGUACAACCAGGGAAUCAAAACCACGCCAGUUGACAAAUGACAGAUCUUAUGAUGCAACGCGCACAUGUUAACCAUUCGGCCGUCCAACCUCCCUCUGGUAUAAGAGAUAUGCUUAUUGUAAACGAGGAAUGAACUAUUUAGAGUUUUUAUAACUGUAAGUUAUUGUUUGAUUAAAAUAUAAC